AUGGUUCCUCGUUCACGAGGCUGGUUCUGUCCAUGCUCCUGCAUAGGCGGGUCCUCAGACGACAACCAAGACCAUCACCAGCAACAGCCUGAUGACAAUAAUGAGUACGAGAUCCGGCCUCCUCCUUUGAACCGGAGUUAUAUGAAUGGCGUGUAUUAUCCCAAUUGGCUGGUUUACAAGGGCAAGACGCCGGCAACUCUUGAUGUGGACAAUAUUACGCACGUGUUUUAUGCUUUUGUUGGUGUUAAUGAAGAUGGAUCCCUUCGUUGGUUCGAUGAGCACGCCGACAUGGUCAAGGAAGUCGACGGAGAAAAAGGCGCUCUAGCUGCCCUCGCAAAGCUCAAACGCAAUAACCCAAAGCUCAAAACCAUUGUGUCUAUUGGAGGAGGCACCGGCAGUAAAGAGUUUCCAGCCCUAGCUGCUAGCCGUGAUGCUCGGGAGACGUUUGCGAGGCAAGUCCGCCAGUUUUGUGACCGUCACGAAAUUGAUGGUAUUGAUAUUGACUGGGAGCAUCCAAAAGACGCCGAGCAAGGUCACAAUUAUGUGAGGCUUCUUCAGGAAUGUCGCAAUGCGUUGCCUGAGAAUGACUAUUUCCUCACGACAGCUCUUCCUGUUGGCCAGUAUAUUCUCAAGCACAUCGACCUCGAUGCUGUGUCGAAGCUUGUCAACUACAUCAACCUCAUGGCAUACGACUUUACCGGCUCUUGGACCAACGUAUGCGGCAAUCACGCACAGCUUCACUCGCCUAGAGGCGACCUUCAAUCUUCACACCCAGAGCUCAAACAAUGCGCCACAGAUGGUGUUGAAUACGUUCUGUCUCGACGGUUUCCUAGCCGAAAGCUCGUUCUUGGGAUCCCUGCCUACGCAAGGUUUUUCCCUCGCGCGGAAGGCCCUGGAUGCUCUACGGAGAGGGCGGGAGAGAUGGAUUAUUGUGAUAUUCCGGAUCAGUGGGUGGAGAAUGCCGUGGUGGACGAGAGAGCCGUGGCGGCGUGGUAUGUCGACUCGGGUAGGGACAAGGGAUACGUUACGUUUGAUGUGCCGCAGACUGUGUACAUGAAGGGGAGAUAUGCGGCUCAUCAAGCGCUUGGGGGGUUGUUUUACUGGACUGGGACGGGGGAUAAAGGAGGAGAGCUGAGUUUGGUGGCUGCUGGGAGGAGAGGUCUUGAUUCUCCAUGA
This is a messenger RNA of Trichoderma aggressivum f. europaeum, 1176 nucleotides long. RefSeq names its product CAZyme family GH18. The coding region runs from base 1 to 1176 and encodes 391 amino acids. Gene Ontology annotation, cellular component: extracellular region. Lineage: Eukaryota; Fungi; Ascomycota; Sordariomycetes; Hypocreales; Hypocreaceae. The transcript has 4 exons. The record is from RefSeq and is a predicted model, not a curated record. Gene Ontology annotation, molecular function: chitinase activity; chitin binding. Gene Ontology annotation, biological process: carbohydrate metabolic process; chitin catabolic process.